AUGCUAGAUGCUGUAGCUGACCCCCAGAGAGACCUGGAAAACUGCUCUCGAGAGACGGAGGUGGAAUCAAUUCUAGAAGCAAUUGAAGUUGGCAACAGCCACGAUGUCGAGGAAUACAUCUUGGAGCAGACCGAGCCACAGGGACCUAGUGGCGUUCAUGAAGCUCAUCAACUAUCAUCGACGAGGGUCAGACCUGCACAGGACUGGGACGGGCCUCAUGACCCUGGCAAUCCACUCAAUUGGAGCUCCGCCAGGAAAGCGAGACACUUUUGGCCUGUCGCUUUACUCAGCUUCUCGACAACAACAGCGGCAUCCCUCAUCACUCCGGCGAGCCCAGAGCUACAAGAAAGCUUUUCGGUGUCCAGGACAGUGGCAUUCUUGCCACUCACUCUAUACGUGAUCGGUUUGGGUCUCGGACCCACCAUUGCAGCGCCGCUCUCAGAACAAUUUGGAAGAUCUAUAGUCUACAAGGUCUCGGUACCUGUGUCCAUCCUUUUCUUGCUUGGCUGUGGCCUAUCAAAGUCUUUUGCAAGUCUCUGUGUUUGCCGACUACUUGCAGGUACUGCCGGAGCACCAGUCCUGGCAAUCGGCAGCGGCACUAAUGCGGACCUCUUUGCACCCCACGACCGAGCGCUAUGGUCAGCGUUGUCCACGAUGAUGCCGCUACUCGGACCCGCUCUUGGACCUAUAAUUGGCGGAUUUGCCGCUCAGUCCGGAUCCUGGCAAUGGACGGUGUGGUGCAUGAUCAUUAUCUCAGGCUUGACGUAUCUCACCUGCUUGCCGAUGCAUGAGACGUACAAAAAGACGAUACUGCAGACGCGCGCGAAGAAGUUGGGUCUGCCAGUGCUGCCCAGUCCGAACAUGUUGAGCAUGCACUACGUGGAGGUUCUGCUCACCACCACUUUGGUUCGACCAGUCUCCAUGAUGGCCACUGAGCCAAUUGUGUUGAUUUUCGGCAUAUACAACGCUCUCGGCUUCGCCAUACUAUUCUCCUUUUUCGCCGCGUUCCCGUACACCUUCACCAGCGUGUACGGCUUCAAUACCUGGGAGAACGGAUUGGUGUUCAUAUCGAUUGGUCUGGGAGUGUUAUGCGGCGUGGCCAUUGGCAUUCUCUGCGACCAACUCAUCUACAUGAAGAAGCACAAGCAAGCUGUCAUGCAAGGGAAGGGUAUCUUGGCCCCAGAAGAAAGGCUAUACGCAGGCAUGGUUGGUGCCACCGGUUUGCCCGUAGGCUUACUUUGGUUUGCCUGGACCGCUCGUCCUGGAGUCCACUGGGUCGUACCAGUGGCAGCCGGCGUUCCCUUUGCCAUGGGGAAUUUGACGCUGUUCUUGUCAUCUGUCAUGUACCAGAUCGAUAUCUAUGGUCCGCGGAAUGGAGCCAGCGCAAUGGCGGCAAAUGGUCUCAUGCGAAAUGUUUUGGGAGGCUGUGCUCCACUCUUCGUUCUGCCAAUGUACGAACGCAUGGGCAUCAGCUGGGCGACAUCGUUGCUGGGAUUCAUCUGCCUCGCCAUGCUACCUAUUCCAUUCGCAUUCUAUCAAUACGGACCCUCGAUCCGGAAGAGAAGUCUAUAUCACAAAGGGUGA
Molecule: messenger RNA, 1584 nt
Organism: Sphaerulina musiva SO2202
Lineage: Eukaryota; Fungi; Ascomycota; Dothideomycetes; Mycosphaerellales; Mycosphaerellaceae
Product: MFS general substrate transporter
Exons: 5
Coding region: 1-1584 (527 amino acids)
Biological process (GO): spermine transport; spermidine transport; transmembrane transport
Molecular function (GO): spermidine transmembrane transporter activity; spermine transmembrane transporter activity
Source: RefSeq, a predicted model, not a curated record